UGCACAUCCCCCAUGGCCAUGGCUACCAUCAUCCUUUCCUUACCCCAUCUCUCCCUUCCAACUCACCGCCGCCACCACUACCUACCCACCUUAACCACCGUUCCAACUCGGGUUCGACUCGGCCUGCGAACUCAGGCUCUGGGCAAUGACAUGCUGGGGGAUUUCGGUGCCAGAGACCCCUUUCCGGCUGAGAUAGCGAGUGGGUUUGGUGAGAAGGUGCUGGGCAGCGGCAACACCGACCACAAAAUCCUCAUCCCCAAUUUGUCUGCUCUCUCUCUGUCCCAGUUAGACUGCAGCCCCGUCUCUCCCCUCCAGCCUCCUAUGGCGGAGGACGAUGCCAAGGAGCUCCUCAGAAAGGUUAUUGGGUGGAGAUUGAUAGUUGGAGAAGGUGGGCUGAAAUUGCAGUGCCUGUGGAAGUUGAGAGAUUAUCAAUGUGGGGUUGAACUCAUCAACAGGAUUUAUAAGGUUGUGGAUUCUGCAGGGCAUUUCCCAAACCUUCACUUGGAGCAACCCAACCAAGUUAGAGCAGAGCUAUGGACAUCUUCCAUUGGAGGAUUGAGCAUGAAUGAUUUCAUCGUGGCUGCCAGAAUAGAUGACAUAAAAACAUCAGAUCUUGUGCCCAGAAAAAGAGUUUGGGCUUAGUGGAAAGCAUUGUGUUUGUAAUAUGGAUUUUGUUACAACAACAGAAUCUUAUGAUUUUCGUAUAAAUUUUGUGGAUUUUGUUUCUCAGCUUUGUGUUUGGACGAGGGAUUUUAAGGGGAGUGUAAUCAAAUGAAGCAUUACGGAAUUACAUAUGUUGUUGUACCAUAAAAACAUGUUGAAUCAAGUAGUGCAAAACAUUGAUUUGUUGUACUAAACAUGGUUAAAAUGCGAUUCGAAAUUUGAUUUGGUA
Messenger RNA from Pyrus x bretschneideri (Chinese white pear), 892 nucleotides. RefSeq names its product probable pterin-4-alpha-carbinolamine dehydratase, chloroplastic. Gene Ontology annotation, cellular component: plastid. The transcript is spliced from 3 exons. Bases 13 to 642 code for a protein of 209 amino acids. Gene Ontology annotation, molecular function: 4-alpha-hydroxytetrahydrobiopterin dehydratase activity. Gene Ontology annotation, biological process: tetrahydrobiopterin biosynthetic process. NCBI's taxonomy places the organism in Eukaryota, Viridiplantae, Streptophyta, Magnoliopsida, Rosales, Rosaceae. The record is from RefSeq and is a predicted model, not a curated record.